AUGUCGUCAAGCUCCUCAAAGCGCGGCCUCGACGCGCCCAUCUCCCCACCGCCUUUGAAGCGGAGGCUUCAGAGCGGCACCACAAAAAAUGCCGUCGCCAGCUUUUUUACCCCCGCAUCCCAGAAGCCGAAGGACAAGACGAUCUGGACCGAGCGCGGCCCUGAUGAGGACACACCCACGAGCCUUCUCGUAGCCCGGUACGAGCCCGAUGAGAAGCCCGAUGAACCGGCGAAUAAACGGAGAAAGAUUGCAGCGUUUGAUCUCGACUCGACAUUAAUUGUCCCUUCAUCGGGGAAGAAGCACGCCGACAGCGCAACCGAUUGGAAGUGGUGGAAUAGUACAGUCCCGACGAAACUUAGGAAGUUAUUCAAUGAGGAAGGGUACCGAGUCAUCAUCAUCUCAAAUCAAGGAGGGCUCAAGCUCCACCACGAUCCCAAAUCAAAAGCGCCAAAGUCACACUCGACGACGCGCGUCAGCGCAUUCAAGCAAAAAUGUAGCGCGGUACUGGGUAAUUUGGACAUACCCACCACCCUCUAUGCCGCCACUGGCAAGGACAUCUUCCGGAAACCGCGGCCCGGCAUCUGGGCCGAGAUAUGCGAGGACUACGACCUUGACCCCAAGGAUGUUGACAUGGAAAAGAGCUUCUAUGUAGGGGACGCCGGCGGCAGGAUAGCGGACCUCCAGGGCGGCGAUAAGAAGCUGGCCACGGUGAAAGACUUUAGCUGCAGCGAUCGAAAUUUUGCGCACAACGUCGGCGUCCCGUUCCUAACGCCAGAGGAAUACUUUCUGGGUCUCCAGCCACGGGAAUUCCACAGAGACUUCGAUUUGCAGCAUUUCCAAUACCCGGAAAGCGAGGCGAAUGAUAUGCCCAUGUUUGAGAAGAAGAAUAAGCAGGAUAUAGUCGUGUUUUGUGGCCCGCCUGGUGCUGGCAAAAGCACCUUUACCACCGGAGCCUCAAGGCCCUCGGUUACGAGAGGAUCAAUCAGGAUACCCUCAAAACACGAGACAGAUGCGUCCAGGCAGCUUCAGAUCUUCUUAGCGAAGGCGACUCUGUCGUAA
This is a messenger RNA of Parascedosporium putredinis, 1059 nucleotides long. The record is from the annotation of a GenBank genome assembly. Lineage: Eukaryota; Fungi; Ascomycota; Sordariomycetes; Microascales; Microascaceae.